AUGUAUAGGAAUGCGUAUCAACGCGGAAUGCUUACGGUGUUUUUCAGUGUUGGCUCAAAACCGUUAGCUAUAUGGGAUACUCAUACGCAGGACGGGUAUAUAACAAGGUUUUUGGACCAAGAUAUUAAGUCAAUGGUCUUAGAGAUAGGUGGAACUAAUGUAAGUACAACAUACAUCACUUGUCCGAAAGGCCAAAUGGUUUUAGGUAUUACGAUGCCGUUUUUGGUUAUGAUAGUAAAGAAUUUGAAAAAGUACUUUUCAUUUGAAGUUACUAUUCUUGACGAGACAGGAACUCGAAGGAGAUUUCGAGUAUCUAACUUUCAAAGUAGCACUCAAAUUCUACCUCUCUGUACAGUAAUGCCUAUUGGUCUUUCUGAAGGAUGGAACCAAAUCCAGUUCAAUUUAGCAGAAUUCACUCGUCGGGCGUAUAAGAAACAAUAUGUUGAGGUACAAAAGCUUAAGAUAAAUGCCAAUAUACGGCUUCGUAGAGUUUAUUUUACUGAACGACUGGUACCAGAGGAUCAAUUACCACCAGAGUACAAAUUAUAUUUUCCACUGACGUCUAAAUAUGCGAAAGAUAAAAAAGCCAUUCAAUCAAAUGUUGAUAAAGAAAACGUGAAACCGUCUACGUCACAAUCUUUAAAAGAACGCAGCACUGCACAGAGUCGUGAAGGUUUAAGAAGUAAAGUAGAUUUAGUAAGAAGUUCGAAAUCUUCCGUUCAUUCUAAUAAAAAAGUGCCCUUAAAUGAAACCAAAGGUGAUUCAAAGACAGCUAUUGAAACAGUUAAAGAAGAGUCAAUUAACGCAGAUAAAGAACAAGAACAAAUAGCAGAGGAUUCUAUAAAAAAAGAGGAAAAUGAAGAUGUUAAGGAGGAAAGUGAAACUAAUAAAGAGGAUAUUGAAACUAACAAAGAGGAAAGUGAAACUAACAAAGAGGAAAGUGAAACUAAUAAAGAAGAAAAUAAAGAUAAUGAAGAGGAAAGUGAAGUUAAAAAAGAACCCGAGGAAGAAGAAACAGCAGCUUAA
Messenger RNA from Vanessa atalanta (red admiral), 1026 nucleotides. RefSeq names its product cilia- and flagella-associated protein 20-like. NCBI's taxonomy places the organism in Eukaryota, Metazoa, Arthropoda, Insecta, Lepidoptera, Nymphalidae. The coding region runs from base 1 to 1026 and encodes 341 amino acids. The record is from RefSeq and is a predicted model, not a curated record. Gene Ontology annotation, cellular component: motile cilium; ciliary basal body. The transcript has a single exon. Gene Ontology annotation, biological process: positive regulation of cell motility; regulation of cilium beat frequency involved in ciliary motility; cilium assembly.